AUGGCGGGCGUACUUGGCGCAGAGGCAGUGACGGAGCUUGAUAAAAUUCGGUGCAUCGCCAAGGCGCUGGGAGACGCCCGACGCUCUGCGCACGCCUCCUUUAGCCCCGGCGAGGGCACUAUUGCGCUGUCGCAGGAGUCUGCCGAGGACACCGCGGCCGUCCUACGCGAUGUAGGGGCGGAGCUGGCUGCCGCUGCGGAGGGGCUCGCCACCGCCGUUGAGGCUCAACUGGCCGAGUUUUUCAACUACAUGAGGGAGAAGGAGGCUUCGGCCGUCGUCGCGGUGCUGCGCACCCGCAGCGUUGUGCCGGACGGCUUUAAACUAGUGCUUCAGGAGGAUUUCCAGGCGGCAUGUGCCACGGCCUCGUCGUGCAGCUGCGAGGCGCCUCAAACGUCUGCUGGUAACUUGCCGCAAAACAUCACGUCGCCGACUAGCCAGCGGCCACAGCUGCGUGCGGCGGCCUCCUCGCUGCAGACAUGUUUAUUUCUAAUGCUGGAGGCGCUGCUUGCGCGCGUCAGAGCCACCCGCGCAGCGGUGUAUCUUGAGGACUCCCCCGAAAACCCUCACGUGCUCUGCCGCGUGGCGCAGAUCUGCGCCGAAGACACUCUGCCGCUUGAGGUCAGCUGCACCAGCAACAACAUGCUUGUCACCGCCGUGCGGGGGGGGAUGGCCAUAAACUUCGACAACGGCGGCACGCCCCCUGACAACGACGGCAGUAAGUCCCCGCACCGCGUUGAAGAAAAAGUGCGUCGCCUCUUGCGGGUGCGAAGCGGCAUCAUCGUGCCCAUCGGUAACUACGGCUGCGCCUUGGUGGCCGAGAAGGCGGCCGGGGAGCCGCAGCUUUUUACGCCGUUUGACGAGUACCAAGUCUGGGCCCUUGCCAGCCUCUGCGAGGGCAUCUUCCCGCGGUACGCGCGCGAGGCCUUUGUGAAGAUGCCGUGGCGCCCAGCCGUGGGAGAGCUGCGCCAGUGCACCUGCCUUCCGCCCCUCCCCAGGCCGCGCCGAUGUGGAGACCCGCCGCGGCCAGUUGCGGCCGCCUCCGCCGCGCCCUCCCUGGAGACGCUGCCGUCCGUGCCGAAGAGGCUCACCGUGCUUCGCGCCUCCGGCAACAAGGUGAGCAUCAUCGAGGACCCCGCAGGCCUCCCGCGAGUCCACCUGACGUUUGAAGGCCUCUUCCAAGAGGCGGCUGAGUACGUCAGAAACAUCGAGGAGCUCUGGCACAAGGCGGUGGAUGAGGUGAAUCAGCUAAAGAUUUGCCUGGACGAGCAGGUCCACAGUCUGGACGCCAAAACGCAUCAAAUCAUCGGGCUGGAGGGGGAGGUGCGCCGCCUCAACGGGCACCUUCUCAGCCUUCGGGGCACAGUGACAUCCUCAAAGCGCGGAAAUGUAACUUAG
This is a messenger RNA of Trypanosoma conorhini, 1395 nucleotides long. RefSeq lists its product as uncharacterized. NCBI's taxonomy places the organism in Eukaryota, Euglenozoa, Kinetoplastea, Trypanosomatida, Trypanosomatidae. The transcript has a single exon. The record is from RefSeq and is a predicted model, not a curated record. Bases 1 to 1395 code for a protein of 464 amino acids.